AUGUUGGACCUACGUCUUGUUAUCAUAGCAGUUACAAUUUGCGAAGCUCAUAAAAUUCUUGUAGUGAUUCCGAAAAUGGGUUACAGCCAUAUGAAAUUCUUGGGGUGUAUAGCCGAUACCCUUGUAGAUGCUGGCUAUGAUGUGGUUUCCUUACAACCUGUAAUCUUUCCUCAUGUUGACAACGGCACGAAAAAAUCGAGAUUGAUCCAGAUCGAUGUGGACGAAGAAAUGACAAAAGAGUUAGUAUCUUCAAAUCGCGAAAUUCAGCAGCAUUUAUGGACGGCGAGCGCUACUAACCCCAUUGGUGUCAUAGAAGAUUACUGGAAAACAAAGAGCUUCUUGAAAGGGAAGUCCGAAAACUUUGAUCUGGGUAUUACUGAGCUGUUCGAUUUUGCUGGCAUGGCCGUCUUUGAGGCGAUUGGUCUUAAAAAUAUAGUGGGAGCUGAUUCGCACUCAUCAUUGAUGGAAGGUACUGCUUAUGCUAUUGGAGCCCCCGUCAUCCCUAGUUUCAUGCCAGGAAGGUUGUACUUUGUUACCAUGCUAUCAGACUUUUCUAACUUUUCAUACUGA
This is a messenger RNA of Cylicocyclus nassatus, 570 nucleotides long. NCBI's taxonomy places the organism in Eukaryota, Metazoa, Nematoda, Chromadorea, Rhabditida, Strongylidae. The record is from the annotation of a GenBank genome assembly.